Molecule: messenger RNA, 5273 nt
Organism: Caenorhabditis auriculariae
Lineage: Eukaryota; Metazoa; Nematoda; Chromadorea; Rhabditida; Rhabditidae
Source: the annotation of a GenBank genome assembly
AUGGGCGUUUAUUCGGAUUGGAACAACCGGGCGACUGUUUGGCUACAGGUUCGUUUUUUUGAAAGGUGAAAAAAAUUGGUUGAUUAUUUGAAGUCUCAUACGGUGUUUUUAAAAAAACUCAGAAUUAGCUGCUAUAUUUUUUUCAGCGUGUAAAAUGCUUUUUAACAUCAUAUUCUUCGAUUAUAGAGGAUUUUGUGAGUUUCAGGAGCUAUUUUUCUUAAAAUUCUAAAUUUUUAAAAAUUUUAAAAAAAAGUUGAGUAUGCGAUAAUGCGUCUCGGUGUUUACACCCUAAGCACCAUAAUUCACGGAACGUUUUUGACUAGCGUUCUAAAAACGCCUUGUUUUGGGAAGAUCACUCAUUUCCUGAUUGAAUACGCAUUUUUUUUGUGGAAAAUGGAAAUGCCUGGGUUUUCGGAGUUUUUUUUUGAAUAAAUAUCAACUUUUUUUUUUGCUCAAGUGGUGGAGAAGGACAUGAAAUUUUUUCAUUUUUGAUAAAAAAAUUUCACUUCCUUUUUGAGCCCAAUUAUUGAAAAUUUCAGCAUAUUUUUCAAUAGAAAUGAGGCAAACUUGAUCAAAAUCCCAAAGCAAAGGUUUUUUUAAAGCAAUUUUUUGGGGAGUAGAAGAAACCAGAGUUUUUUCUUUGAAGAUCAUUUUCAGAAAACCCCAGGACGACGGUUUCGAAUCGGUCUACUGGCGGCUACGGUGGUGACUUAUCCUGUCGGGUCCAUCCUAAUUAAUGGCCCUCUUUCUAAGUUUACCUUUCCUAAAAGGUUCGGCUGAUAAUUCUUUUUUGGUGUAGCCUGUGUACCACGACUCGGAAUUCAACCGAACGACAUUCCGCUGCGCGCCUUUGCGAAUCUUGGUCGCGCUUUUGAUUUUCUUUUAUCAAGGUACUCUACUUUCAUGUGCACCCACGGCAAUAGAAAUUAAUUUAAAGCGUGACCUAGAUUCGAAAGACGCUUCGCGAACGCACGCAGCGGAACAGCGGAAUGUCGUUCCGUGAAAUUUCAAGACGUGGCCCACAGACUAUAUUAAUUUUCGAAUUUCAGACAUAGUAUUGAAAAGCUGCCCGAAUCUUUAGCAAGACUAGCUGAUCAGGUACCUCCGGAAGAGAUAAUUAAGAAUAAAACGCUAAUUUUCCAGGAAUAUCGUCGAUUUUUAGAGAAAGAGAACCGGAUACCAAAAGACGCGGUUAUAAAUCAUCAUAUUCAGUCGACUUUUGGUGAUUUUCAGAGAAUCGGAAUAAAUUUCUCUUUUUUUUCAGAAGAUGAAGAUACCAUCGCCAGUGGGUCUCUUGGUAUUAGAACGGGCCUAAAUAUCGCUGUUCCUUUUUAUGCGAGGUUCCAAUCGACGGAGAACGCUUUGGAAUAUUUCAGGUUGUUGUUUUGCAAGGAAUAAUUCUUCUAUGAACUCUAGAAUUUUGAAAAGAGUUUUAAAAAAAUUAUUGAAAAAUGACCGGAAUUUUUUUUCAACCGCAAGAUUAUCUUCCUUGUCCCUUGAAUGGAAAAUAAAGUUAUUUCCAGAGAAAAAUAUGCGGACACGAUGGAUUUCUUGAGCGAAAAGGUCCGGGUACCAUGGUCCUCUGGAGAACCAAGUAGCAGUGAAUUGGCCGAAUCCUAUGUCCUUUCGGAAAAUGUUGGUCGAGUUUUAAAUAUGAAAAAUACCAUGAUGACUUGAAACUGUUUAACAUGUCUUCUUCUCUUUUCACUCGUCGAUGAGGUCAAGAAACGUGAAAACCGCAAAAAAAAAAACCAGACUUUUUUUUGUUUUAGCGAACUCUAUUUGAAAAGUUCCUUGAUAAUGUUUUUAAGUUCAUGGGUGAAAAGCCUGCCGCCUUGUAUAGUCGAUUCACGGCUAGCUUGGAAAAAACUAAAAAAAGGCGUGGCCUGUAUGUGUUCUCCACCGACCAUACACUAUUUCUUUCAUUAUCGUGUGAGGACCCUUUUUUGAUGGCUCAAGUCAAUCGUGAAGCUAUAACUUUUUUCGGCCUUUCUGGUACUCCGAAUAUUGAUGGCUUGAUUUUAUUUAUAUUAAGUCUUUUUUUGCGCAAAUGAGCUGAUUUUUGUUUAAUGAUUCGUCAUACAACUAUUAAAAGACCUUAAUAUUUUCCUUGACAGGCCCUGAGAUUCCUCUUUCUUCGGGACCUCUACGCCCACGACGGCUACGCGUCUCUAGCGCAAAGGAGUAUUUCCUGGGCGACUUGGACCUCAUUCACCAGCAUUUUCACUUAUUGGCUUCAUAGUGUGGGUUUUGAAUAACCAAAAAAUUGUUUUUCUCAAUGUCAAAAUUACCAUCCCCUAUAGGGGUCAGUAAAGCUUGCAAAAGUGAUUUUUUUUUUUGAAUAAAAUUGAACAGCCCCUAUAGGGACCAAUUAAGCUUUGGAGGCUGAGGGGUCAGACCCUUAACCCCUAUAGGGACCACUCAAAAAUUCCUGAGUACUUGACGCAUUUUGAAGACUCAUAAUUCGAAAACGAGACUUCUUUUUGAGUAUUCGUUAUUUUUUGGAAUCAGAAAGUCAUUCGAUUUGGACGACGGAGAAAAAACUUUUUUUUUUUGGUAUUUUACCUACCGUAACCCUAAAAAGGGGCGGAGUCUCUCAAAAACCUAUGUAAAAUUUUCAGGACCUUGUGUAGUUAUUGUGACCCUAAUAUGAGCUCAGGAAACUCAAUUUGAAAUUUUGGUAUAGUCGAUGUGCCACGACUUGAAAUUUCAUGGAACGACACUCCGUUGGGUGGCCGUGGCCGUGAAAGCGCCUUGCCUUUGCGAAUUUCGGUCGCGCUUUCCAUUUUUUUGUUUUAUUCGAAAUUUUCAUUAUUUUUAAUUAUGUUUUUAAUAGUUUUUCUUCGCGCCAAAAUCAUAAUUAUCUUUUUCUAGAGGAUAGACUGUUUCAUUGAUAAAAAAAUAAAGUAGAGUAAUUUUUCGAAUUUUUAAGCGAAAAAAAUGCGUUUAUAAUAUUUGAAAGUUUUUUUCAUGAGAUGGUCUUUGGUUUUUGUUCAAUAUAUUCCGUUAUUUUACCUUUAUUGAGCCUUUAUCGACAUUUCUUUUUUUCAUUUCAAAUCAUGUAAAAAAAAUAUCGCAAUCAGAAAUAAAAUACACAGUGAAUGAUUUUUAAAAAAAUUGAAUGUUUCUACAUUGACGAAUUUUUUUAUUAAAAAAACAGAUACAUAAGUUCAAAGGAAAAAAAUUAUUAGUUUACUGGACAUUUCGUUCAGCACAUCGUUUCCACUAUUCCAUGUGCCCACUGUUCACGCCCCAUUCCUGACGCAUAGUUCAGCAAUACGAUUUAUCUAAAGCUCCAUUUAAAAAAAAGGAACGAAAAACCUUUCUUCAAAUUAUGGUGCAUGUGCUCAUGGAAGUACACAUCUUCAUUUUUAUAAGGCGCUCACUUUCUGAAAAAAACAAUUAACGACUGCAAACAGAAAAACGAUGAAAAACAUUAAAAACAUGGCUUUUAAAAAAACACAGAAACUAUUGUAGAAUAUUGUGGCGUUUCACCCGCAAAUCCUUUUGGUAAGUCUUUGAAAACUUUUUUUGUGAAACGAGAAAAACAAUAUCAAAGCGAUUAAAGAAUACAUGAAGUUUUUUUCAAACUUUUUUUAAUCGCUUUUUUUCGAGAAAACAUCAUGAAAUUUACUGUGUUCUUUCUUUUUACAUUUGUACAACGCAAUCCUUUUCAACGAUAAUAUUACAUUUUAAAGAAAUAAAACAAUAAAAAAAACGAUCGAAAUUAGAAUGAAAACCAAAAAAAAAAAAUUAGCGUGGCCGAAGUUGGCAAACUCGCCAGAUGCGCGCUACCGCACAAAAAUCGAAACAGCGGAGUGUCGUUCCAUGAAAUUUCAACUUGUGGCACAUCGACUAUAUAAUACUGUUUCGCCGCUCAUCGAUUCUCUUGGAGAACGUUUGAUGAAAACAAUAAAAACAAGUUUUCAUCAAAAAAAAAAAAUCAACGGGUCUCGAAGAGCUCCCCUCGGAAAAAAGUUGAAAAUUGUUACUUUUCUAGAAAACGAAGCUGGGCGGAGGUACGGCCAUGUCUUUCGCGGUUAUUUAUACAGUUUUUGUCGGAGCCGCAUAUUAUGCCAAUAAACAAUGGUAUUUAUUGUACAGGUUGGUUUAUCGGGUCCAGAUUGUAGAAUUGAAGCCUCUAAAAUCAAACAGAAGCUCAUUUUGAAACAGAUAUUUAUCGGACGUCCAUGCUGACGCCGAAGCGGCCAGAACUUCUUUUGAUCAUGCCGAAGGCGGCAAGGAGUAUUAUUGGAAAAUGCUCAAGAGGAAUAGGUUUACUCAGAAUUAUUGUCAUACUCAUAAUAAAUCCUUUGAAGGAUAUACCGGGAGCUGAAACCUUCCCUUUUUACAAAGGUCACUGCAACUGGAGAUGUUCGAGGCAUCGCCACCCCGAUCAUCGUCAGAUAUGAUCAUCUGAAGGUUUGAAAAAAAAGUCACCGGCUUUUGUUUUUGAUUCCGCUGCUCUAUUUGAAAAAGCAUAACUAACUUUGAAGAUCGGAAGUGCGAAAAAAAAAAAUUCUCUGAUUUCUUAAAACCACUCCACUUCCAAAGUCGGAAGUGUGAAAAAAGGGUGCAAAAAGGGAGUGACUGCAGAAUGGCCUCAUAAAGGUUUCCGUUUUGCGGCCUUUAUUGAGCCUUUCUUUCUUGGUACGCUAGAAAGCACCAAAAAAAGGGUGCUGAAAGUCUCGGCCAUUGAUGAUUCCCGAUUUUAUUACUGUAGCACGUUUUUGUUCAUACCCAGUCACUGGUAAAGCCCAUUCUCAAUUUUAAACUUUUUUGUUUUUCAAAAGGGUCCAAAAAGGGUGGAUAAAGGCCGAUGAACGGACAGGAAAAAGGCAGUAAAAAUGAAACUUUUGCCAGCCGUUUGGGAACAUAUAUUGGACACCUUUUGAUCCAUAACGGACGCUCAAAGGGCCCGUAAAAGGUCCUUCCAACUUUGCCUAUGCUCAGGCCUCGGUAACGCAAACCGGACUCGCCCCGGACAUUUCUAAGCAUUUCUAGGGAUUUCUUUUGCGUUAGUACUCCUAAGUGUUCACUACAAAAGCUCGUUACCGAAGUCCAAGAAGCCUUUUUCACUUUUGAAAAACGCAGGGUGGAGCCUAAAAAUUGAUCAUUUUGGAGCGAAAAGAAUAUUUUUGAAAUCAGGCUGUGCACUUUAAAGGAUCCUACAAAAUCAUGACUCAUGAUCAAGCUAUGAAAGUAAAAAAAAAAUUCAGGACGUCAAUGCUGAAGACGAUGAAUUGCGGCAAGUCAUCAACAUGGACGAUUGA